Messenger RNA from Eriocheir sinensis (Chinese mitten crab), 5195 nucleotides. RefSeq lists its product as uncharacterized. The coding region runs from base 1527 to 3038 and encodes 503 amino acids. The record is from RefSeq and is a predicted model, not a curated record. The transcript is spliced from 4 exons. Lineage: Eukaryota; Metazoa; Arthropoda; Malacostraca; Decapoda; Varunidae.
ACAUCAUCCCCCAAACCUGUAUACAAAAUGAUACUUUGUUUCACCGUGAAAGAGAUACACAAAGUAAAUCGGUAUAUCUUGAAAAUGUACGUGUUUCACCGCGAAGAAUACACCGAGAAAGCCUCGUAUGUGUCGAGUCAAUGCGAUCAUGUACUAGACACGCCACACCCGCAGCACAACGUCCCGCGGCCGAGCCCUGGGCGCCGGCCUUCACGCCCCGGCACACAAAGGCCUAGCCAGGCAGGGCGCAUGAGCUUCACACCAUAUCUGUUUCAUGCCGUCCCGCACACUCGCGUCCAUGGGCGGCCGCGGCGGUGGUCCGGUGCGGCAGGGGCGCCGCGGGGCCGGGGAGCGGCAGGUGCCCGAGGUGCAGGCGAGGCGGGGGGCGGGCGGCGCGCGUCCCCCUCAUGAGGUUUGGGGUGAGCGAGGGCGGGGCGGCUCUGGGGCAGCGCGGGGCGGCAGUCGGCGCAGGACCCUCAACAAGUGUGUGUCGCCCGUUCAUCACCACCGGCGCCGCCGCUGCCACCACUUCCCCGACAGGGACAGAGGCGCGAGCACCGCCACCGCCAAGCACGCCGCCGCCUGGCCACACUCGCGCCCCUACUGCCCCAGCGAGCGGCGAUAAAAGGGAAGCGACGCGACGCGAGGGCGGAGUGAUUGAGCGAACUAGCGAGUUACUGAGCGAGUGAGUGGGUGAGUGCGGGACGCGACGAGGCAGGUGGGCCGACACACAGGUGCGGGGAUGUGAUACGUGGAGCACAAAGAGAGAGUCGAGGGGAGGACAUCAAAGCCUCAUUAUACAGUCCGCGGAAAACAACAGCCGUUGAAGCCUCGCGCCCCUCAGACAUUAAAGAAAGUGAGACACCGAGACAGAGACAAAGAGGGUGAGAAUAUCAGAGAAAGAGAAAGGCAGACAGCGAGAGGGAGAGAAACAAACAGCAAAAGGGUUCCUCUUAACCUUCCAUCGCAGGCCACGCUUCCUCGCUCCCCUCCCGCCCCCGCCUCGCCCCCUCCCUUCCCUACCACCGAAGAAGAUUCACUCACCUGUUGACUUACCUGCUCCCUCAGCGCUUCCCCCCCCCCCCGCCCCGUGAUGGACUCCUUCCGCCCCCGCCUUCCAUCUUGCUGACAACUAACAUUAUUCACAGCUUAACCUCUCUCCCUCCCCUCACUCUUCCUCUCCCUCCUCUCUUUUUCUUUCCUCCCACCUCGUACUUUUCCCUCACCCUCACCUCACCCACACAUCCACCUUGACGCCUCACCUCCUCUCAGCCCUUCCUCGCAGCACCUCGAAGCACCGUCCCCCUUACACUCCAUCCCCUUUACCGUCACCCUUUUGACUCGCCCAACAAUCCCUGAGACUCUCUUAGCCAUAACACAGGCGAGCGACACCAAGCUACAGCCCGAGCCAUAUCCCGAGCCACAUCCCAGCCACAGAACCUUACCCGGGGGGAGGAUGUCCGCGGCUCAGCGUGGAUAGUUCGGGGGGAGCUAAGCCGCCCCGGGGGGAGGCGGCGAACAAAACCAUGUGCUCCAGCGCGGCUCCUGGGGGCGGGGGUGACAGCGGCCCCCUGCCCCCGCUCCCCCGGCCCACCAGCACCACCACGGGGGGUACGGAGGUGAAGAUGCGUCGCUUUACCCUGCCUAACCUCUUCCUGACGGUGGAGGGACAGGACCGACAACUGGAGGAGAUCUGCCCGGGUAUCUACGAGUACACGGGUCACGCGAGGUCACCGAGAUCCCCGCGGUCCCCCAAGUCCCCCAGGUCACCCCGUAGCACCAAGAGCACGUCCCCCAACAGCCCACGCGCUCCACACUGCCACUGCCAAUGCCCCCGCCUCGCAAGACAGGAUGAAACCGUGUCCUCGUCGGCCUCCCCCAGCCCCCGGAGGAAGCGCCCCCCGUACAGCCACAUCCUGCUGGGGGAGCGGAAGCCUUCAGCGGGGAACCUGUUGGCGGCGACCUUCGGGAUAGCGGACCGGGACGCGCCCACCCAGUCCCUGCCGCUGAUACACGAGAAGGAGAAGGAGCACGCCCGGCUGGUGGUGGAGCGGCCGGAGAUUAAGGACACGCAGGCGGGCUUCGAGGCGCUGGGCGGGCGGUGCGAGUCUUGUGGGACGUGCACGGAGAGCUGCCUCAAGAAGCUGGGCCUGGAGCACGAGGACGGCUCCCGCUCGCCCUCCAGCAUCUCCCCGAAGGCCGAGAAAAUGUACACCUUCUUCGAAAAGUCACUCUCACUGGUCAGCUCCUCCCCCACCAGGUUUGGAGACCACCUCGUCGUGAGAGAGAAAAGAAGCCACUCGCUGGCCACGCCGGCGGCCAUGGCCAACGUGGUGCACUUCCAGGAGCUGCACAGCCGCCACGCCGAGGGCCACCUGCUGCGGACGGUCAACAUGGCCGCCUCCAACGCCGUCCUGUCCCGCAUAUCGGCGCGCCUCAAGGCCGUCACCACCGCCACGCAGCAGGAGUCCGUCGAGGAGGUGGACGAGGAGGUGGAAGCCGCUGCUGCCGUCGCCACAGCGCACCAGCAGCACCACCAUGGGCACAACCACCACCAUGGGCACAACCACCACCAUCACCACCAUGGGCACAACCACCACCAUCACCACCACCACGCCCAUCACUCCGGUGCCACCACGCCCUUGGAACCCAGCACGCCACAAAAGACUCCAGGAAACGCCGCGCCCACCCAGGACGCCGCACUACCCGGCGACGACAACCUCCCACAGGACGACACCAACGCCAGUUCCCACGGCCAUGGCCCACGCCGCGCCACCACUGAGGGCCCGCACACUCCGGACGGCGCGCCGCCCCCUGACGACGCCCCGUCCCCAGGCAGCCCCGGGAAGGAGGGAGGUGAAGGGGACGCGAAGGACCACGAAUCAAAACAAGAGGACGAGAAGAAUAAUGAUGAUGAGGAGGAGGAGACGAAGGACGACAAAGACCUGACACGAGGGGUGGAGGACCUGACGCUGGGCCGUCCCGAGGAGGCGACGCCCGCGGCCCAGGCCACCGACGCGGACAAGGCAGGAACGUGAGCCCAAGGACCGCCGAAAAAAGCCCUAUGUCCUUGUCUGGGGCAUUCUCUGGGUAUGCGGGGAAGACCAAAUAGGACUGGGGUGUUUCCGGGGGCCCUGGGGAGGAUUACGUCACUGAGGGCGAGGGGUGAAAUUGCGGGGGGAUGGGGUGCUGGCAGGGCCCUCGUCAUCGUGCUGGCUUCCUGAUCCUUCACGCGUGUCGGUGAACUGGUACAUUUACCUCCUGUGAUACAACUGUUGCUUCGCUCCUCUCCGCCUUCUCCCUUCCUGUGUUUGUUGACCCACACGACAGCGCCGCGCCGCCACCGCCACACACACAGACAGAACACACCUGCAAUAUCACUACUACUACUGCUACAACUAUUAACAUAACUACUACCAGUACUCCUAUCAGUUACUACUACACCAACACUACUGACGCCACAUACAACUACAACAUCACUACUGCUAAUCCUGAUGACACAACUACUAACAUCACAACUGCUAUUACUCCAAUUAUCACUCCUAUUACUGUUACUACAACUACUUCUACACAAACACUACUGACGCCACAUACAACUACAACAUCACUACUGCUAAACCUGAUGCCACAACUACUAACAUCACAACUAUUACUCCUAUCAUCACUACUUCUACUCCGAUACUACUAACGUCCCAUACAACUUCAACACUACACUACUCCAUCAUGACUACACUAACACGCCCACUACACAACCUAUAAAUAGUCACACAACACCCGACAAUGGCGUUAUGCACUCUCUGUAUCACGUGAGUCUCGUACCUGUCUGCUUGUUUACCUCUAUGUCUAUCACUCUGUCUCCGUCUGCCAAUAUGUAAGUCUUCUGUGCAAGGAUGUAUCAUAAUGGUUUAAGAAUGAGAAGGACGAACAUGUGUAUAUUUAUGUAUGUAUGUGUGUGCGUGUAUGUAUAGGGGAAUGAAUGUGUACACGUAUUAAAUAAACAGUAUACAUGCUAGGAAUUUGAAAGAUGCAAUGAUUAAUAUAAAUACCACGUUAUCAUACUUAUAGGUGUCGGUGUAGUGUGUAUACAGGUGUAGGUAUUAAUAAAGGUAGCGAGUAAGGUAACCAUCCUCCCCACUACCUUCCCUUCCCUUCCCUUCCCUUUCUUUCCCUUCCCUUUCCUUUCUUUCCCUUCCCUUGCCUUCCCUUCCCUUCCCUUUCCUUUCCUUUAUUUCCUUUUCCUUUCCUUUCGUUCCCUUCCCUUCCCUUCCCUUCCUUUCCACCACUUCCUUAUCCCUUCCUGCACCUCCUUCCCGUUUUUUUUUCAUCUUAUUCUUCCCUUCGUUUUUCUUUUUUUUCUGAUUAUAUUUCUGACGAUAUUUUCAUUACUACUACAACUACUAUUACUACUUCUACUACUACUACUACUACUACUACUACUACUACUACUACUACUACUACUACUGUUACUACCACCUACUUUCUCCUCCUCCUCCUCCUCCUCCUCCUCCUCCUCCUCCUCCUCUUCCCCUCCCUGUUCCUCCUCCCUAACCAUUCUUCCCUUCUCAAACUUUUGCCGCAGAGAAAAGAAGAGGGGCUGACGCUCCCCCUGUGGCAUACCCCGAACUCCCCCACCUCCCCACUCCCCUUCCUCCCCACUCCCCCUUCGAGGCUGUGGAGUAAUUAAUUAGUAAGAGAGAGAGAGAGAGAGAGAGAGAGAGAGAGAGAGAGAGAGAGAGAGAGAGAGAGAGAGAGAGAGAGAGAGAGAGAGAGAGAGAGAGAGAGAGAGAGAGAGAGAGAGAGAGAGAGAGAGAAAACCUUUAAUGUAUAAACAGACUCAUAUGCCUAGUCUUAUUCCAAUAUACAUGUGCAUUAAUAUAUCCAUACAUACAUACAUACAUACAUACACACAUACAGACAUACAAACGUAGACACAUACGCACACAAACAAACAUACACACAUAAAGAUCGGCUCAUACAUACAUACAUACAUACAAAAAUACACACUCGAAACAAAUUUACAAGAACAUAAAUUAAAAAACACCUGUAAAUAGACACACACACACACACACACACACACACACACACACACACACACACACACACACACACACACACACCUUACGGAAUCAAACAAGUUUACUAAUCCGUGUGUACUUUUAGAGAGAAGUGUUUCAAUAAAGGUUGAUAUCCGGUGA